Messenger RNA from Penicillium atrosanguineum, 2133 nucleotides. RefSeq names its product Zn(II)2Cys6 transcription factor. Bases 1 to 2133 code for a protein of 710 amino acids. Lineage: Eukaryota; Fungi; Ascomycota; Eurotiomycetes; Eurotiales; Aspergillaceae. The record is from RefSeq and is a predicted model, not a curated record. Gene Ontology annotation, molecular function: transcription cis-regulatory region binding; DNA-binding transcription factor activity, RNA polymerase II-specific; zinc ion binding. Gene Ontology annotation, cellular component: nucleus. Gene Ontology annotation, biological process: positive regulation of transcription by RNA polymerase II. The transcript has a single exon.
AUGGCAGCUCGUGUCGAGCGUGAGGUGAAAUCACACACACGGGCAUUUACAGGAUGUUCAACGGUGAGUCCAAUAUCCCGGCUGAUGAUCAAUUCUGAUCGAUCCCAGUGUCGAAGCCGCCAUGUGAAAUGCGACGAGGGCCGUCCGACAUGUUCCAUGUGCCACUACUUCGGCUUACCAUGCGCCGGGUACAAGAAAGACAUCUUCUUUGAUUCCAAGAAUAAUGGUAGUAAGAUUCGUUUCCGUCGGCCUCUGUUGACUGAGGAGGAGCGCCAGCGCAUGAGUCAGUGGCUGGUAUCGAUCGCGCCGCCUGCAUCAACCCAACGACUUUUAUCUCAGAUCGAUGAAGAGGGCGAGAGAGCAGCCGCACCUGAUGAGAUCCAAUUAUCUCUUGGUCCGUUCGGGGUCUUUAGAGUGCAACAGUGCCAAAAUGAUACAACUCAGAUUGAAUCUCUCCUGGAUCCUCUGCCACUCGUGGAGUCAGAAGACAGCCGCAAUAGCAGCCCCUCACAGGAUGUCGUCCAAAUGGCAGACCCAUUCCCUCUUGACCCUGAGAUAUCGCAGUGGUCGCCAGACUUCAUCCAAUCCCUUCUCGAACAGCCCGAGCAGGGUACUACGCCCAGAUCUCCAGACUUGUUGGAAAUGAUAAUGGAUCAAAGUCGAAUCGCCGAAGCGCCCUCAUCAUCACAAGGCUAUCAAAUCAGGUCAUUCAUGCCGGGAAACUACUGCAAUCCUCCCAUCUCUCCUACAUCCUUUACUUCUGCUCCAGGCUCAUCCAACGCCAUCCCACAGGACGCAGUUUUCCUUCUCAAACAUUACUCUUCGACAGUCAUCAGUCUUAUGACGCCUGUACGACACAAGAAGACCCCCUGGCAUAUACUUUUCAUACCCCAUACGAAAGACUGCCUGGCUGCACUGGCACUUGGAGAAGAGAUGAACCAUGCCAGUUUAUGUGCCUUUUACGGGACUCUAUCAAUCAGCGCAUUCAGCCUCAGUGGUGUUUCUCAGUCCCAAUCGUGGCUCAACCAAGGACGCACAUACCUCCGACAGGCACAGAAUUACGCCAGAAUGAUGCUAUUGACAGCAUACGACAUCCCCAAACCAGCCAAAUACAAGUCCAUUUUGAUGGCAAUUCUCACCAUGGUACAACUUUCCAAUUUGUGUGGCAAUCGCAAUCAAGCAGAAGGCUACUUUCUUGAAGCGGAAAAGUUCAUCCGUAUGAAAGGUCUGAAGCGCAAAAAGUCCCGCAAAGUUCGUCUUCUCCAUCAUUGCUAUGUCUUCGAGCGCAUGUUCCACGAGAGCAUUUUCAUCUGCGGCGCCAACUCAACUCAGCGCCGACAUGUCCGUCGCGCAAUUGAGUCUAGCGGCCUUGCACCAGCUAGCGUCGACGGUCUAUCCUUUCGCCUGUACAAGUGGAAGAAUCUUCACCUGGAGAUGCUUCGCGUUCGAGACAGAGAAGAAGGCGAAAACGACCUCCAUCUUGAACGACCUGGGCAUUUUUCUGCUACCCUCUAUCCUGAGAUAUUUGGUAUCCCAGAACCAUGGCUCCUUCUUUUGUCACUGGUUAUCAGGCUCGGCACUGAGAAAGAUGGCGCCGAGAAAAAUAUUCCAGGUAGCCUUGGCUUGAAGGACUAUAUCAGCCGCGCAAAGGCCUUGGAAGAAUAUAUCAAUGAGCUUCCAAAGCACAUUCCAGAAACAGUUGCAUUCUCGAGCCAACAGUCCUCUGUCGACCAGCAAAUUCUGGAGAGCAUGCUGGAAGCAAUGCGCCAUGCACUAGCUAUUUAUUUCUACCGCCGCAUUUAUGACCUCGAUGCAUCUAUGCUGCAAGAAAAAGUCGCUAGUGUUCGCGAUUGCUUACUUCAAUGCGAAUAUGCCGAUUCCAGUGUUAUUCAUGGCUCUGCUGGUUUUAUCUGGCCUGCUUUCAUCGCAGCGAGCGAAGCGGAAGAUACAAAUGUGCAAGAAUCAUUUUCCGCAUGGUUUGAGAUCUCGGGCCAACGUAGUGGGCUUUCUUGCUUUACUCGGACAUUGGAUUCGGUGGAGAAGAUCUGGCAGGAGAAACGACGUGCGAACGGGAGUAGUGUUACUUGGUUGGAUAUGAUGAAGAAAUCGGGGUCGUUACAGCCGCAGCUAUAA